Pseudo-nitzschia multistriata is the source of this 2429-nucleotide messenger RNA. The record is from the annotation of a GenBank genome assembly. NCBI's taxonomy places the organism in Eukaryota, Bacillariophyta, Bacillariophyceae, Bacillariales, Bacillariaceae.
CGAAACCUGUACUGUAGUAUGGUAGAAGCUACUGAGCACACAGAAGAUUGAGGUUAUUCACUAGCUACUCAUGAUUAACUCGUUCCAGCAGGUAUCGAUUUUACGGCAUUUGUACGAGUACAAGUACGACGAAAACUCGUUAGUCGGAAAAUACUGUUCGAAAUACCACCAAUAAACCAUGUGAUCUCCGUAUUCUGCUCAAUGUUGUACCGUACCGUAGCUCAAUGAUGAAUUGAGAAUGAUAAUUAGAGACAGGAAAGCAUGAGCCAAGUAGAKGAAACGCCGGCUUCUCUGAAAGAUACGAAAGAUGCUGCAUCGGCAGUGCAACAAUCACCGAAAGUAGACUCUAUAAUAACUAAUCUGGAUGCAACAAUCGCCGGUUUCGGUGAUGGCCACAUUUUUCCAGACACAGAAACGUCGCCGGCUUCGAGCUGCUGCAGCAGCAGCGACAAAACCGACCACCGAGCUAACGCGCUUGGAGAUGGAAUCGUCGAGCGCUUUUCGCCUCCCGGAUUAGAGGAGCCUUUCAAACAAUUGCACUCGAUUCUUUUUCCCGCCUUGCACCGGGGCCAUGCCAAGGACGGCAUCGAUCCUGGCCGUGCCGGUCCCGCCACACUGCCGCUGUCUUCUCCCUCCUCCAAGUUCCAGAAUCCCAUAUCAUCUUCGUCCGCAGCGAUUCUAAUGGGAGUCAAAGGAAGCGGCAAAACGCUCUUGCUGGAACGUGUCCUAGCGGCUUGUCGGGAACAGCUCCAAUACAAUCCUGGUGGUGGUCGUCGGCGUCUCCUGUAUCGGAUGGUCGAAAUCAACGGUAUUGUAUGCAGAGGAGAAGACGUCGCAUCGGUAGUAUAUGAAAUAAUCCGACAACUCUCUGAUAUUGCGUAUAGAUCUAUCCAGACAACGAAGGCCGAGGAAUCGCCCUKGAAGGCAACUAGGAAAAUUAGAAGAACCAGUGGUKACGAUUCUGACACCACAGGCAAGCGCGGCUUUUCUUCGGAUUCUAUUCUUCGCCACAAUGACGGGAAAACAGAAGAGRGAAAUGAAACUGGCAGGUUAGGGGGAAACGAGAAAGAUGAUAGUGGUGAUGAGUCUAUCUUUGUGCAUGAYGACGAUGAUGCAAACACACGAAAAAGAAAAGCUCGGCGCCAGAGACGAAAGCAACGCAAGAUAGACAAACACAUGCUACGGCUUCGAAGGGCGACAUUCAACUCGAACCUGUCUCUGUUGGAGUCCAUUCUCGAGUUUGCAGCCGCCGACGACAUUCCGAUCAUAUUGAAUCUAGACGAACUGGAUUCCUUCACCGACGAAGGAGAGCGACAGAUGCUUCUCUAUCAUCUAUUGGAUCGCGUAGCAACUCCGGGAUCCAACCUCGUUUUGCUUGGCACGACCUCGUCGUUCUCGGCACUGACGCUAUUGGAAAAACGAAUUCGGUCCCGCGCCGAAGGGACGUCGAAAAUAAUCUAUCUGCGCACUCCGCCGACGUACCACGGACUCUUGGAGUUGUUGGAUUACAAACUCAAAGGUUGCGUGGCACGAAAAGACAUAUUGGACAGGUURGCCCAUCCAAAAGACAUAGAAGCCAAGGCGCGCGAAAUUGUUUCCAAGAAGGGCCUGGGCGCGAGGAAUGGUCAURSAAACCAUACGGAGGAAAGCACGGAUGAAAUUGUGAAACUGUCUGUCGCAAUGGAACGGGAAUUCAGAGUCGGCAGAGAUACAAGGUGGUUUAGUCGCGUGAUUGCCACAUCUCUAUCACUGUAUCGUCACGAUUGUAUCAUGGCCAUGUCUUUCAACGACAGCAGCGUUUCUUCAGGAAGCCMUUUGUCCGACGGCGCUCCACCCAAUUUCUGCGCGAAGUAUAUUCGGGACGCAAUGGCUAUGAUGGGUGCUUCCGUCUUGGAAACCAUGGCGGSAUCYGGUCARCAACCCGAUCUCUGCAUAGUCGAUGGCGUAGCUGCAAGUCCUCGUUUGCAGGCACUUUUGGAUUUGUCGACGCCACAGGUCGCACUGAUGCUGUCUGCSAGACGAAUACUGAAGCGGGAGGAGCAAAGAGAACUGGUUGUGCUKGCUCCCCUCACCUUGGAACGAAUGCUGAAGGAAUACGAAUCGUUUCGACGGGGGUCGAAAUCGAUGGGGAAUUCAAAACYACUGAAAAGGGCCGCAUCCCAUCUCAUGGAACAAGGUCUGUUAGUGCCCUCCAUGGAUCAUUCGGGAGGUGGACCUCUUCAGUACGAUGUGUCCAAAAUGUAUAGAACAUUGGAUAACUAUACCUUGUUGCGACUUCCACUACACAUUCCAUACGACAUUAAUCGAGAGCUGGGGAAAGCUCUGGAACAAAAUCUUUUGGAAUGUCCGACCGCACUGAAAGAAUGGGCUAGAUUUAUUUCGAAAGCUGCCUAAUAAAAUCGUCGACACGUAUGGCAUUAAUGGUCUAU